CUAGUCAAAGUGAAUAUUUAUUUAACAUUUUUAUUUUUAUUUUUAUUGUUAUUUAUUUAUUAUUUUAGUAAUUAUUACAGUAUUAUUUUCAAUGUCUGAAUCUGGAGAUGACUCGUCGGCGUCAACCGUCGCCUCCCCACAAUGUUCGCCGCACUCCUCGAUAGCUUCCUCAAAAGCUUCUUCACCGGCGUCGUCACAAGCUUCAACACCACCGUCAUCACCGACUGUAGUAUUGCCUAAUUCGCCGAUCAAGAAGGACUUAACCGUCAAGAGGCCUACGCUUGCCCAUCCGUCGACGGCUGUCAUGGUGACCACGGCCAUUAAGUCGUUGAAGGACAAAAAAGGGUCUACUUUGCCUUCGAUCAAGAAAUAUAUGGCUAUCAACUAUCAAGUGGAUGCGGCCAAGUUUGCCCCAUACAUCCGCAGGUAUCUGAAGUCAGCCGUCACCAAGGGCGAGUUGAUUCAGACAAGCGGUACCGGUGCCAACGGCAACUUUAAACUGCCAGCCGCCGAGAAAAAACCCGUCGCGAAAAAGAAAGCGGGUGUCCCCGUCAAGAAGAAACCAGAAGCGAAAAAACCGAUUGCCAAGAAAACACCCAUCGCGACAUCCGGCAAGAGGAGGUCUAUCGAGGGGACGACGACGACGUCCACCAUAAUCCCUGUUCAUUUACAAUCUAAAGCAUUAAUAGGAAUUUGUGGUCGAGCGUUUAUUCCAAAACCAAAUGUUGAUGUAGGCGUUGUGCGUCUUACACCUCUGAAAAAACCAAUUAUUGAUUUACCAUUUGACAUAAUUGAAAAAGUUAUCAGGUCUGUGUUUAAUUUCAGACAAAAACAUUGUAUUCGGGGCGUUGAGACACUAUUUCCAAAACCAGUCAGAGAACAACUCGCUAGCGAAUUACUAACGGCCGCAGCAAUAGAACCAAGCACUAGACCAUUCCAAUUAACUGUCAGUGAAUUUGGUCGUAUCAGUGAGGCGUACAUGAAUAUAUGCAAGGAGAAGCCGGACUACAUGAAAUAUAAUUACCGUGGACAGAAAUCUGAUGAUAAUUGGCCUUUUGUUGAAAUUAAUAAUUCAGAUAGCAACGAGAACAUAAUAUCGAUAAAUGAAUAUUAA
Molecule: messenger RNA, 1114 nt
Organism: Acyrthosiphon pisum (pea aphid)
Lineage: Eukaryota; Metazoa; Arthropoda; Insecta; Hemiptera; Aphididae
Product: histone H1-III
Exons: 5
Coding region: 92-1114 (340 amino acids)
Biological process (GO): chromosome condensation; nucleosome assembly; negative regulation of DNA recombination
Cellular component (GO): nucleosome; nucleus
Molecular function (GO): double-stranded DNA binding; nucleosomal DNA binding
Source: RefSeq, a predicted model, not a curated record